Messenger RNA from Sebastes umbrosus (honeycomb rockfish), 2083 nucleotides. RefSeq names its product protein phosphatase 2 phosphatase activator (gene ptpa). Lineage: Eukaryota; Metazoa; Chordata; Actinopteri; Perciformes; Sebastidae. Gene Ontology annotation, biological process: mitotic spindle organization. The record is from RefSeq and is a predicted model, not a curated record. Gene Ontology annotation, cellular component: cytoplasm; nucleus; protein phosphatase type 2A complex. The transcript is spliced from 11 exons. Bases 109 to 1083 code for a protein of 324 amino acids. Gene Ontology annotation, molecular function: protein tyrosine phosphatase activator activity; peptidyl-prolyl cis-trans isomerase activity.
AGCUCAGUAACAUCAAUUAACGCUUCAAUUUAACUCGGAGGGCGGAAAUGAGCUCCGGAUGUUGUUAAAUCUACCGGAAACCCGCGAAGAAGAGUGUUUAGCCUCACCAUGGCGGAAACAGAGCAGCAGUCAGGGUCCACUCCUGAGGAUGAAGAACCUGAAGUCAAAGACAGCAACACCUUCAUGGUACCCAAGAAAGAAAUCAGCAUGGUGCCUGACAUGAGCAAGUGGAAGCGAUCUCAAGCGUAUGCUGACUACAUCGGCUUCGUUCUGACGCUGAAUGAAGGUGUGAAGGGAAAGAAGCUCCUUAGUGAAUAUAAAGUGUCAGAGACAGUGGAGAAGUUACUAGAUCUUUUGGACACUCUGGACCGAUGGAUAAAUGAGACCCCUCCUGUUGACCAGCCAUCCCGUUUUGGUAAUAAGGCUUACAGAACCUGGUACGGCAAACUAGACCAGGAAGCAGAGGCCUUAGUGGCAACAGUGCUCCCCGCUGACAGAUCUGCUGCAGCUCCAGAGAUCGCCGUCUAUCUGAAAGAGUCUGUGGGGAACGCCACCAGGAUAGACUACGGAACAGGUCAUGAAGCUGCUUUCGCUGCGUUCCUCUGCUGCCUCUGCAAGGUCGGAGCUCUCAGGGUAGAUGAUCAGCUGGCUAUCGUUUUUAAGGUUUUUAACAAGUAUCUCGAAGUGAUGCGGAAGCUGCAGAAGACCUACAGAAUGGAGCCGGCUGGGAGCCAAGGUGUGUGGGGACUAGACGACUUCCAGUUUCUGCCCUUCAUUUGGGGAAGCUCCCAGUUUGUAGAUCACCCAACACUGGAGCCUCGGCACUUUAUCGACGAGAGGGUGGUGAAUGAGCAUCACCAAGAGUACAUGUUCCUGGAGUGCAUCAAGUUCAUAAAUGAGAUGAAGACGGGUCCGUUUGCAGAGCACUCCAACCAGCUGUGGAACAUCAGCGCUGUUCCUAACUGGGCCAAAGUCAACCAGGGCCUGGUCAGAAUGUACAAGGCUGAGUGUUUGGAGAAGUUCCCGGUGAUCCAGCACUUCAAAUUCGGUAGCCUGUUGUCCAUCCAGCCGAGCAAGCCUUGACACUCAUGCCACGCACACGCACACGAUGGAAAAGACCAAAAUCCCGACAGUUGGAACCAACAGUUUUCCCCGUUUCCUCCGGCAUCCUCACAUGCAAAUCCAACAGUAGCAAAAUCAACCACAUGUAGUAUGACAACACGCAUCCCCCACAUGUGCACGCAUGUGGUCCGGAAAGCUAGUAGGCCAUCCAUAACUUGAAUGCAGUGCAUGUUGUGGAUGACCUUUUGUGAUUUUGGAACUUAUUUAUAUUUUUUGUCAUUUUAUUUAUAUAAUGAUAGAGUUUGAAUCAGGCUCCUUUUUUUGAGGGUUUUUUUUUUUUUUUUUAGUGCUUGAAUUUACCUCAAAGUGUGGAUCUUCAUGAGCCGUAGUGAGUCGAUACAAACUUUGCGUGACUUUUUCAAAACCCUUUUUCAUAAUUUCUUUUGCUUUUAAGGCCAAAUGUUUUAAUUUUGUUUCAAAUAUACCAAUAUUUUAAUUACCAACUUCAUCCCAACAUAUUAAUAAUUCGCUAAGAAAUAACUGUGUGGGUGUUUUUUUCUUAAACAAAAUGUCUUGACAGUUCAUUGUCUUGCUCAGAUGAGAAAGGACAAGAUGUUUAAAGCUUCCAUAACAGCUCAUCCAAAAUGUACAGAAUUUCAUUGACCAUAAUUUCAUGAAAAAGUGAGUUUAGGUAAGAAUCUUUGCAUGAAAUCUCUUUUAUUUUGCCCCUUACAGUCUGCUCCCUUACCAGUCACUGUCACUAAUCUAUGCCCAUCAUAGCCCAGCAGUUCAGUGAGAGUUAAACAUUGUAAAUUGACAAACCAUACUUGAAUAAAUUCUUGUGGUUGUGCUGUGCAGCUUUUUCCUGAACCCAGGUGAAAUAUUGUAGUUGUUUUUUUUACCCCCAGGUUUUAAAUGUGAUGCAUUCUGCGUGUGUUUCAAUUUAUGGCACAUUUAAAGAACAAAGGUUUGUGCUUUUAAUUUAAUAAAAUAAACGCUAUUUUUGUGUGAUUACAUUGCA